GGAUAUCACUUUCUUAAACCUAUUCUUUAAGAAGUCUUGAUCUCUUUAAAACUCACUAUAAGCCCUUCGCCAUCUACUAAUGAAAUCCACAGAGAUCAGAUCAUACAAACCCCAUUAUCUUAUUCACCAUCUACCAGUGAAAGCGAAAGAGAUCAGAUCAUACAAACCCAUUAUCCUAUUGCUCUGCUCUGCUCUGCUCUGCAGCCUCACCUUUGUCGUAUAGUCUUUGCAAGUCCUAUUUAUAACUCCCAAAAACCUAUAGAACAACCAACAUUCUCUCCUAUCUUCGUUCUCUCCGUUUCCUUCUCUGCAAAUCAAACUCACAAAAGCAAGAAAUUGAGAAAAAGAAGAAAUGCAGAAACAGCCCACGCUUAUGGGUCUUCCUCUGUUUUUCUUCUUCAUCAUCUUCUUUCUCUCAUCUUUGAAUGGUUCGGUUGCCGGAACUAGCCAGAGCUCCACCAGUUCGUUGGCGGCGCAAAACCCAUUUACUGCAAAGGCUUCUUUAAUCCGUUACUGGAACAAGCAAAUCACCAAUAACCUACCAAAACCUUCUUUCCUUCUUUCCAAGGCAUCCCCUUUGAACGCUGUUGAUUCCUCCCUCUUCACUAAACUAGCCACCGACAAGAAUGCUCUCUCCUCCCGUCUCCAAUCCUUCUGUUCCUCAGCCAAUCUGUUCUGUUAUCCCGACAUAGCGCCGAGUUUGGAGAAACAUGACUCGUCUGUCGAUUUCUCCUCGUAUGAGUAUAAAAAUUUCACCAACUAUGGAACGUCUCAACUCGGCGGCACCGAUUCUUUCAAGAACUAUUCCGGCGUCUUCGACAAUAUGCCAGUAAAUUCCUUCCGGCGAUACAGCAGAGACUCCAAUGGUCACAAUGACAAAUUCUCCACUUAUGCGCCCAAUGCCAAUGUACCUGAUGAGAGCUUCAACACCUACGGUUCCGGCGCCACCGGCGGUUCCGGCGAGUUUAAGCAUUACAAUGAUGAAUCCGUUAAUGUGCCAACUCUCACUUUCACUACUUAUGAGACGAACGCCAAUGGGCGGAAACAGGGUUUCUCUUCUUACACUACAAAUUCCAACGCUGGAAGCGAGACUUUUGCCAGCUACGGCAAGAAAGGUAAUGGCGUACCAACAACCUUCACCAGUUACGGCAAUGAAACCAAUGUUGUUGUGUCGACCUUCGCUUCUUACGGUCAGUCCGGCAAUGGCGCAAACGAUUCGUUCACGUCAUACGGGGACAACGGCAACGUUCCAACUAACAAUUUCAGAAGCUACGGCGAUGGUGGGAACGCUGCAACGGAUAGUUUCUCCAGUUACAGAGAUCAAUCGAACGUGGGUGACGAUUCGUUUCAAUCUUACGCCAAGGGAUCGGGGUCAGGCAAGGUCGAUUUCACAAAUUAUGGGAACUCUUUCAACGAAGGCACAGACACAUUCAAGGGCUACGGGAAGGGAUCGGUUGGUAAGAUAAUCGGAUUCAAGACUUACGGCGUGAACAAUACCUUCAAGGAUUACAGCAAAAAGGGUAUCACCUUCGCCGGUUACAGGAACACAACCUCAGAAUCUAGUGAAAGUAAAGUAAGAAUUGCUUCGAAAUGGGUAGAGCCAGGGAAGUUCUUCCGAGAAUCGAUGCUGAAGGAAGGGACUGUGAUGCCGAUGCCCGAUAUUAGGGACAAGAUGCCCAAAAGAUCGUUCCUUCCUCGUUCCAUCGUUUCGAAAUUGCCAUUCUCGACUUCCCAAAUUUCAGAGCUGAAAGAGAUCUUCCACGCAGAGGAGAACUCGAGCAUGGCGACGAUCUUGCAGAACACGAUAGAGGAGUGCGAGAGGAAACCGAGCCGAGGCGAGACCAAGAGGUGUGUGGGCUCGGUCGAGGACAUGAUCGACUUCGCCGUCUCGGUUCUAGGCCACAACGUUGUGGUUCGGAGUACAGAGAACGUGGAGGGGUCAAAGGAGGACGUGAUGAUCGGAACGGUCAAAGGAAUCAACGGUGGGAGAGUGACCCAAUCGGUGUCGUGUCAUCAGAGCUUGUUUCCUUACAUGGUUUACUACUGCCAUUCGGUCCCUAAGGUUCGGGUAUACGAAGCGGAUCUCUUGGACCCGAAAACCAAGUCCAAGAUCAAUCAUGGGGUUGCCAUCUGUCAUAUUGACACGUCAGCUUGGAGCCCAACCCAUGGGGCUUUUCUGGCCCUAGGGUCCGAGCCUGGACUAAUUGAGGUCUGUCACUGGAUCUUCGAGAACGACAUGACUUGGGCUACUGCCGACUGAUCUAUCUAUUGGAGAGAUCUGGUUCUUCUUCAAGCUAGCUUGUUUGUCUCUUCUCCUUCUUUGUCUGUUUGAUUGUAAGCAUAAAAGAACUGGUUAAAAUCGGCCAGGGUCUACUUGUUAGUGUUUGUACCUGUGAGCGUGCCCUGUUUUUUUGCAUGUGUGUAUUAAUGUAAGGGUAAGUGUUUUAA
This is a messenger RNA of Macadamia integrifolia, 2448 nucleotides long. RefSeq names its product polygalacturonase 1 beta-like protein 3. NCBI's taxonomy places the organism in Eukaryota, Viridiplantae, Streptophyta, Magnoliopsida, Proteales, Proteaceae. The transcript is spliced from 2 exons. The record is from RefSeq and is a predicted model, not a curated record. Bases 353 to 2260 code for a protein of 635 amino acids.